GCUGCAGUUCUCUUCCGGGUCUCGCAGAGCUGCUUCCGCCUCGCUGGCACUGCCCCAUGGCACUGCCGCUGCUAGUCGUGGCGGCCGCGGCGCUGGGCCUUCUGGCGACCGCCGCCCUCAGCUUGGUGUGUAUCACUGCCCAUGUAACUGCCACAAAAAUGCCAAGCUUUCAACGACAUGAAGAGGAGAAGUUCUUUGUGAAUGCUGAAGGCAAGAAGGACUCUGUACCAAGCAUACAUGACCCACCUACAAAGGAGCUCUCUGUUGUUGUGCCUUCAUACAACGAGGAAGACCGGUUACCUCUUAUGAUGGAUGAAGCAUUAGACUAUCUGGAAAAAAGACAGGAACAGGAUCCUUCAUUCACUUAUGAAGUAAUAGUGGUUGAUGAUGGUAGCAAAGAUCAAACCACAAAGGUCGCACUGAGGUACUGCAAGAAAUAUGGGAGUGAUAAAGUGCGAGUUCUUACAUUAGUAAAAAAUCGUGGGAAAGGUGGAGCUGUCAGGAUGGGCGUCUUCAGUUCUCGAGGGAAAAAAAUUCUUAUGGCUGAUGCAGAUGGAGCCACAAAAUUUGCAGAUAUUGAGAAAGUAGAAGAGGGCCUUAGUAAUCUCCAGCCAUGGCCAGACCAAAUGGCUAUAUCUUGUGGCUCUCGUGCUCAUUUGGAAAAGGACUCAAUAGCACAGCGCUCUUAUUUCCGAACUCUUCUAAUGUAUGGGUUCCACUUCCUCGUAUGGUUCCUUUGUGUCAAAGACAUCCGGGACACACAGUGUGGAUUUAAACUGCUAACCAGAGAAGCUGCCUCACAGACCUUCUCAGUUCUUCAUAUAGACCGCUGGGCAUUUGAUGUGGAACUUCUUUACAUUGCUCAGCGCUUGAAAAUACCUAUAGCAGAAGUUGCUGUCAACUGGACUGAAAUUGAAGGUUCUAAGCUGGUUCCCUUUUGGAGCUGGCUGCAGAUGGGCAGGGAUCUUCUUUUUAUACGACUACGGUAUUUGACUGGUGCCUGGCAGCUUGAAACAAGGAAAUAUAAUUAAGUUAUAUACAUUCUCCAAAUGCAUUAUAAUGCGUAAUGGAACGUGAAAGUGGUUUCAAUGAAGUGAAAUGUUGAGGAAAGCUGAGGUAACUCUUAUGUACUGCAUUUUUAUAAUAUUUUAUAACAUUGCCAACGCUAGCAAGUUUCUGAGCUGUUCUGAAAGAAAGGACGUCUUCAAAAAGAAGAGUUUUUGCAUUUUGGCAUCAGUUGCCUUUUAUUAGCAGCUUUAAAUUUCUUAUGUUAACUCACCCAAAUAAAGAGACAAUCAUCUCAUUGUACAUGUAGAAUUCCUAUUACUGCAAUGGAAUUGCACACACAUUGAAAGGACCAUAUCUUAUGAAGUGCAAUGUUCUAUCAUGUCUGUUUUGGAUGACCAAAGCCAAAUAUUUCUGUUGUAGCUGAAAAUACAUAGAUGAGUGCCAACAGGGAACAGAUAAGAAUGAUAUUAUAUGUAUUUAGUUUAAUCAUGGUUGCUACUAUAAAAGUAAUGCGCUUAAAGCAGUUUCAAAAACUAUUGACAACCUUCUGACAUUCCAUUUGUUCUUGUCUGCAAUAUAAAUAGUUUGUCCGAGCUCUUAGUUCAUAUUGUCUCCACUGACUGUAGAAGUCCCAAAAGAAAGCAUGAUUCAUUUUAAAAUGUUGUCUCAUUCAUUUGAUUUGUCCUUUCAGACAGAUACUGUGAGUACUGAAACUUCCACCUGUGGUAGCAAGGAUAGGGAAAAGUAGUUUUGGGUGUAAAAGAAUGAUAUCUAGGGUUAGAGAGGACUGUACAUUGUGUGGUCACCUUUUUGUUAUGAAUUUCCAACUAGGUUUAUAAAGACCUUUUAGAGGUAGGUUUUCUACUGAUAAAAUGCCUUAACCUCUCUUGGAACAUAACUUUAAAGUGGAGCUGCCAAACAUAUUCAUUUGAAAAUUGUAGUAAUUUCUCUACUUUGGAAAAAUCUAUUGAGCAUAAACUUGUUUAAAGCAAAGAAAAUGGGAGUACAUAAUUAUACCCACAACUAUUUUUAAGCUAGACUCUGUCUUUUCUCCCUUUAUAAAGUGUUAUACUAUUUGGUGGUUCUGUUUCUGUUAGAGUUACCUCAGUUUUCUGUAUGGUGAAGCAGAAAUUAAAUGAAUUCUUAAUAAAUGCAUUCAGUUUUA
Molecule: messenger RNA, 2173 nt
Organism: Alligator mississippiensis (American alligator)
Lineage: Eukaryota; Metazoa; Chordata; Crocodylia; Alligatoridae
Gene: ALG5
Product: ALG5 dolichyl-phosphate beta-glucosyltransferase
Exons: 10
Coding region: 57-1031 (324 amino acids)
Cellular component (GO): endoplasmic reticulum membrane
Source: RefSeq, a predicted model, not a curated record